Messenger RNA from Acanthochromis polyacanthus (spiny chromis), 4467 nucleotides. RefSeq names its product insulin receptor substrate 1-B. The record is from RefSeq and is a predicted model, not a curated record. Gene Ontology annotation, biological process: insulin receptor signaling pathway. Bases 842 to 4351 code for a protein of 1169 amino acids. Lineage: Eukaryota; Metazoa; Chordata; Actinopteri; Pomacentridae. Gene Ontology annotation, cellular component: plasma membrane; cytosol. Gene Ontology annotation, molecular function: phosphatidylinositol 3-kinase binding; insulin receptor binding. The transcript is spliced from 3 exons.
AGAAUUUUAGUGAGCAAUAUUGUAAUUAGAAACCAGCAAUUAUUACUAUUGACAAGUAUUACAAGGUUGUCAUGUUAAAUCAAACUGUGAAGAAAAAAAAAACUAAAAACAGUAAGGUAAAAACACAAAAUUAAAAAAAACUGCUGAGAGAGUAGUGAUUGAAGCAGACCUGUUGUAACACCACUCCUCUUUUCUUUAUGAUCUCAUGUGUAAAGAAAAGAUCUUUAGGAGGAUUUAAACACCCUGACAGUAGCUAGAUGAGGUAGUUUUGGUUCCUUACUUUCAUGGACAAACCAAGAAUCCCUAAACUUCUUGUGCUCAUGUUGUGCUUGUCUAUCUUGCCAUUUUAUUCCUUCACCAGGAAAAAUGCCUGAAUGAAUUUCAGAUUGAGAACAGCCCUUCUUCAGUUCAUGGGGCUUUAUUUUGAAGGUCUUGCCCGGCACUUGUGUUGCUAUUGUGUCCACCUUGAUGCUGUGGGUACAGACUGGCUGUGGGCAACCUCAGACAGGUGGAGGAGACGUCCUUAAGAAGCUGAACUGCACCGUGCUUGGACUGAGGACUGGGCUGGGCUGCAGGACCAGCAGCGGUGGACGCUGUGCGCGCUCCGGUGCGCGGAUCCUCCUGCAGCUGCUGGAUUCACAAUAUGAGACCAGAUCCAAAACAUGUUUCGGCUGAUUUUCCCAUCGUGAGCCUUCGCACACAUGCUGGACACUUAAAUGUGGACGCGGGGAGGACGAGGGAUGUAGUUGCGAUGGAGAAAUGAGGAGCACACAUGGACUUGAGGUUUUUCCCUGAGAUUAUCAGCUUUUAAUAUUUAUCACUCCCUCCGUCUGCCUUGGCCAUGGAGAACCAAGCAGCCGAGCCGCAGAACUAUGAAGAUGUACAGAAAAGCGGCUAUCUCCGCAAGCAUAAAUCAAUGCACCGGCGGUUCUUCGUGCUGAGGGCGGCCUCGGAGCAUGGUCCGGCUCGGCUUGAGUAUUACGAGAACGAGAAGAAAUUCCGCAGUAAAUCACCUGUGCCCAAAAAAGUCCUGAACCUGGAGACUUGCUUCAACAUCAACAAGCGGGCAGAUUCCAAGAACAAGCACAUGAUCGUGCUUUAUACCCGCAGCGAGAGCUUUGCCAUCGCUGCAGACAGCGAGGAGAUCCAGAACGAGUGGUACCAGGCGAUGCUGGACCUCCAGUGCAACUGUAAAACUCCAGAGGACUAUGGCAGUAGUGGAGAGUGUAGCUCCCCAUCUCCUGUUCCAACCUUCAAGGAAGUGUGGCAGGUCAAGGUUUGGCCUAAAGGUCUUGGACAUGCCAGGAACUUAGUGGGCAUCUACCGGCUGUGCCUGACUGACAAGACAGUCAACUUUGUCAAACUCAACUCUGACGUGGCUGCUGUGGUGUUGCAGCUUAUGAAUGUCCGCAGGUGUGGCCAUUCAGAGAAUUUUUUCUUCAUCGAGGUGGGGCGUUCUGCGAUUACCGGCCCCGGAGAAUUCUGGAUGCAGGUGGAUGACUCCGUGGUGGCUCAGAACAUGCACGAGACCCUGCUGGAAGCCAUGAAGGCACUGAGUGAGGAGUUCCGCCAGCGCAGUAAAUCUCAGUCUGUGGGGACAUCGUGCGGAGGGGGCACUGCUUCAAAUCCCAUCAGCGUCCCAAGCCGGCGCCAUCACCCGAAUCUACCACCAAGCCAGGUGGGCUUCUCCAGGCGAGCACGCACGGAGACCCCCGGGACAGGAGGCAGCAGCACAAGCACCUCGCCUACAUCACGCCAUGGGUUUCCAAGGGCAAGAACGGCCAGCAUUGGAGCCAGGUCAGAGGAAGGUGGAGCAAGUGCGAAAGGGACAUGGGCAAGCUCCAGUCCUAGUCUUAAUGGAUCCUGCUCAACUACGCCAACACUGAGGCCCAAACCCACCAGGGCCCCAACCCCUGCUAAGAUUACCCUCAGCCUUGCACGCUACACGCCCAACCCUGCUCCAUCUCCUGCUCCGAGUCUGUCCUCCAGCUCUGGUCAUGGCUCAGAGUGCGGCCUGGUGGGGGCAGCAGUAGGGGGUAUGACGAUCUGUUCCUACCCUCGUGUUUCUCAGAGAGUUUCUGUUUCAGGUUCACCCAGCGACUAUGGCUCCUCCGAUGAGUAUGGAUCCAGUCCUGGUGAACACUCUCUGCUCAUUCCCAGUCUGUCUGGACACCAUGUUCAUGGAGAGGGCCCCUCCAGUUAUAUAGUCAUGGGACAGCGAGAGGGUCUGCUUGGUUCUCAUCAUCGCUCCAAAGGCCGGCGGAUUCUGAGGCGCUCAUCCAGUCGGGAAUCUGAGGCAGAACGCAGACUGCUAAGUAAGAGGGCUUCACUGCCUUUGGCAUCCCACGAGCGACUGACCCCACACAGAAAAGACGAAGAUGAUGAGGACGAUGAAGAAUAUGCCAUCAUGUCGCAGAGUGCUAACAGAGAGAGAGCUGAUUUGCACCACGGCUCAGGGAGUGUGACAGUUGGGGGUGGGCAGCUUGAUGCAGUAGGGGAGAAUAGGAAGAGGGCUGACAAAAACAGGGGAGGAGUGGACACAGGAGCAGCUGUGGAUAGCGGCUAUAUGUCAAUGUUGCCUGGAGUGACAUCUCCUCCUGUUUCACUCUCUCUUGCAAUAGGUAUGUCAGAUGCUAGUGCUAAACCCGGAGCCGAUGAUGAGUACAUGGCCAUGACCCCCAACAACAGUGUAUCCCCCCCUCAGCACAUCCGCCAGCCCAGCUCAGAGGGCUACAUGGUCAUGUCCCCCAACAGCAGCAGCUCCACAGACCUGCAUGGACUGAGCAUGUGGGACAGCAGGGCCAGCAUGGAGAGCCGGGCUGCCAGCGACUAUAUGAACAUCUCUCCUGUCAGCAGCCGCUCUGCCUGCAGCACGCCGCCUUCCCACCCAGAGCAGCACCAACUGCAACCAAAAAUGUUCAAUUCCUACUUCUCCCUGCCACGAGCUUAUCAGCAUACUCUCUACACUCGCUUUGAGGAAGACUUAAACAAAGGAGAAGGGAAAAAAGACAGCAGUGGGCAUGAUAGUGCUGGAAGGGGAGGGGGAGUGGGAUACAGCAAGAGAAACAAAAUUGCAGUGGGCCCUGCAGGAGGCUGCCAACUCUCCAUGUCUUCCUCGUCUUUCUCUUCUAGCUCAGCCAGCAGUGAAAGCCUUGAAGACAAGUCCAUAUCAGCAGGGAGAGGGUUAAGUUUGCUAAGAACUGGAGCAGAAUACAAGAGUGCGGGAACAUGCACAAAAGAUGGGCGUCCCCACCAAAAACGUGCGUCAAGUAGUAAGAGCCCAAAGCAACAAAGGAGGGGUCGCCCCCUCAGCGUGUCCUCAGACAUUACUAAAGCAAACACCCUGCCCAGGGUUAAGGAGAAUCUGCCGCCAUCUGUGUCCCAGAAUGUCGGAGAGUAUGUCAGUAUUGUCUUCAAGGAGGAUAAUAAAUAUGACAGAGGACGAUGUGCAGGGUCUGAGCGUGGACAGCCUGUGAUCCAUGGAACCCUCCGGCCCGUGAACCAACCACUCCUCUGCCACGAUAAUCCUGCUAACCUUCCCCGCAGCUUCUCUGCCCCGUUGUCCACCUCUGCCGAGUACGUCAGCAUGGAUUUAGGGAAAUCCUCAACACCCCUGACUCAUGUUAGAUCCACAUUCAGCACCCCACAGAGCCCACCAGCUGUUGCUCCCAAGGCCCGACAUGAACACAGCACGUCCUCUCCUCUGGCAGCAGAAGGCAACGUAGGGUACAGAACAAAAGUAAAGAUGGCAGCAAUGCCAACAGACGCUUCUCCUUCAUUCACGGACAGCAAAGGUUCAGAUCCCAGCAUUUCAGCAAGACCUGCCAUUCACUCCGGUCAGUCGUUAUCUAUGGAGCAGGAGACAGGUUUGAGUUUUUCACCAGUCAAGUCCUUCCAGUCUCCUGAGCGGAGCGGCAGACUGGUCAGAGGUGACCAGCAGGGACGCUUGAGCCACCGCUCAGAGACGUUUAACUCUCCCCCCUCCCUACCACGCCACGCACCCUCUUCUACCUCCCUCUUCCCAGAGGGCAGCCAGGCAGCGAGCCAUCGGCAUGGUUUGGACUGCUCACUUUGGGAGAACGGGCAGGCUGCUACUUUGUCUGCCACACCUCCACCACAAGCCUCCACCUCAUCUGCUGAACAAGGCCUUAACUAUAUUGACCUUGACUUGGCCAUAAAGGAGAGCCCUCAAGCUGGAGUGGAUCGUACUUCUCCCGCCUACAACAUCGGAGGAAGCGCUAUGGGUAGCAGUGCUGGCUCCAUCCUCAACACUUAUGCCAGUAUUGAUUUCUAUAAGUCAGAAGAACUGAGAGCACACCAGAACAGUAGAAAGGAUGGUCAAGACUGUUGAUCUCCAUCUUCGUCUUGGAUCUGAGCGUGACGCCGGUGUGACAGCUCCACGCUCGUUCCCUGAGGGGAUGGUUGGCAGCCCGAUCUGUUGCCACAACAGAACUGUACACUGGAGUC